AUGAGCAGCCAGGGUCGAAAAAUUGUUGAACACGAAGGAGUUAAAUAUUAUAAAGAGGAAGGUCACCAAAUGACUCCAAUUGACAACGACAAAGUGGCCGAUGAAAUUAAAACUACUAAAAGACUUGCACAAAUAAACAUUCCGGGUGAAAUUCAACUUGAUGUGCUUAAAUGUCUUACCUUCAUUCAAUUAUUAUCUUUUCAAGAAACAAGUUUUUAUUUCAAAAAUUUUAUUGACAAAUAUGAAAAGCAAUUGGCAAGGAAGAAAUACGAUGGGCUUGAACUUGUAGGUUUUUUUAUAAAUUGA
Messenger RNA from Meloidogyne enterolobii, 306 nucleotides. Lineage: Eukaryota; Metazoa; Nematoda; Chromadorea; Rhabditida; Meloidogynidae. The record is from the annotation of a GenBank genome assembly.